CAUACUACAUAGCAUACAUAGGAUAUCUUAAAUUAAAAAAUUCCCGAAUCUCAGUCACAGAAGAAAGAAAGAAGCAACAACGUGUGUACACGAUCUACAUUUUUUGUCCAAUCCUAAAUUCAAUUCAUCUACCAAUCAACUCACUCACACUGUAAAAAUUAAAAUUAAAAUUAAAAAUAAAAUUAUAACAGUCUCAGAGAUUAAUUUUCCAGCACCGCCACCACCACCACCACCACAACAACAACAACACACACAGAUUCAUUCAUUUCAUAGCUUUUUCUUUUUAACAACACUUUCUCUUUUUUCCUUUCUUAUUCUUAUAAAUACCAUUUACUCAUUCUAACAAACUCAUUUUCAUUGCUAUCUAUAUUUCCAUAUUCAUUGCUACAUGAACAGACAAACAAACAUCAUCAUUGUUUCAUUCUUAACAAAAACAAUAAUUAAGGUUGUCUUUUCUUUUUCUCUCUCUUUCUUUCACUCUUCCAAUCUCAGAUCUCUCUCAACAGUUUCUUAACCCCAUUUUCAGAUCAUUCUUAAUAGAUCUCAUCUUUCGAUCCAUCAUUUCCUCUUUUUUCUAUGUCUUUCUUAAUUUGCUUAUUAUUAUUUUUGUGAUCCAAGGUUCAGUUUUUAUGGUUAAUUUGUUUCUCAAGUUGCUUUUGUUUUAAUUAGCUAUAAAGGGUUCUAGAUGGCAAAACCAAGUGCUGCUGAUAAUAGGACUAGAAGCUCUGUGCAGAUCUUUAUAGUAGUUGGUUUGUGCUGUUUCUUCUAUAUAUUGGGAGCAUGGCAAAGAAGUGGAUUUGGAAAAGGAGAUAGCAUAGCAUUAGAGAUUACUAAGAAUAAUGCCGAAUGUGAUGUAGUUCCAAAUUUAAGUUUUGAUUCACAUCAUGCUGGAGAAGUUAGUCAAAUCGAUGAAUCCGAUUCAAAGGCUAAGGUGUUUAAACCGUGUGAUGCUCGUUAUACUGAUUACACUCCGUGUCAAGAUCAACGGCGUGCUAUGACUUUUCCGAGAGAAAACAUGAACUAUAGAGAGAGACAUUGCCCUCCAGAGGAAGAGAAGUUACACUGUAUGAUCCCUGCACCAAAAGGGUAUGUAACACCUUUUCCAUGGCCUAAGAGUAGGGAUUAUGUUCCGUAUGCUAAUGCACCUUACAAGAGUCUCACAGUUGAGAAGGCCAUUCAGAAUUGGAUCCAAUACGAGGGAAAUGUGUUUAGAUUCCCUGGUGGCGGAACUCAAUUUCCUCAAGGUGCUGAUAAAUAUAUUGAUCAACUUGCAUCUGUGGUUCCUAUAGAUGAUGGGACAGUGAGGACAGCGCUCGACACCGGUUGUGGGGUUGCAAGUUGGGGUGCAUAUCUAUGGAGCAGAAAUGUUGUUGCCAUGUCGUUUGCACCAAGGGACUCUCACGAAGCACAAGUGCAAUUUGCUCUUGAAAGGGGUGUACCUGCUGUUAUUGGUGUUCUUGGAACAAUAAAGUUGCCAUAUCCAUCUAGAGCCUUCGACAUGGCUCAUUGCUCUCGCUGUUUGAUUCCAUGGGGAGCAAAUGCUGGAAUAUAUAUGAUGGAAGUUGAUAGAGUUCUAAGGCCUGGUGGUUAUUGGGUGCUUUCUGGUCCUCCAAUCAAUUGGAAGGUCAACUACAAACCAUGGCAGAGACCAAAGGAGGAACUCGAGGAAGAACAAAGAAAUAUUGAAGAGGUUGCUAAGAAACUUUGCUGGGAGAAGAAGUCUGAGAAAGCUGAAAUUGCCAUUUGGCAAAAGACUACCGACUCUGAAUCUUGUCGUAGCAGACAAGAUGACUCCAGUGUACAAUUUUGUGAAGCAUCAGAUCCUGAUGAUGUCUGGUAUAAGAAAAUGGAGGCUUGCGUUACUCCGACACCUAAAGUUUCUGGUGGUGAUCUUAAACCAUUUCCAAACAGGCUAUAUGCCAUCCCUCCUAGAGUUUCUAGUGGCUCUAUUCCUGGAGUUUCUUCUGAGACAUACCAGAAUGAUAACAGAGAGUGGAAAAAGCAUGUUAGUGCUUACAAGAAAAUUAAUUCACUCUUGGAUUCCGGUAGAUAUCGCAACAUUAUGGAUAUGAAUGCUGGUUUGGGUAGUUUUGCUGCAGCUAUUCAUUCGUCGAAGUCAUGGGUCAUGAAUGUUGUACCAACUAUAGCCGAGAAGAGUACUCUCGGUGCAAUAUAUGAGCGAGGACUGAUUGGCAUCUAUCAUGAUUGGUGUGAAGCCUUUUCCACAUAUCCAAGGACAUAUGAUCUCAUUCAUGCUAAUGGCCUCUUUAGUCUGUACAAGGAUAAAUGCAAUACGGAAGACAUUCUUCUUGAGAUGGACCGCAUUUUGCGACCAGAAGGUGCUGUCAUAAUCCGCGACGAAGUCGAUGUAUUAAUUCAGGUAAAGAAAUUAAUCGGAGGAAUUAGAUGGAAUAUGAAAUUGGUUGAUCACGAAGAUGGUCCUCUUGUUCCUGAGAAAGUACUAAUUGCUGUCAAACAAUAUUGGGUUACUGAUGGAAAUUCCACAUCAACACAAUAAUCACCCGAAAAACAAGUUGAAAUUACAUCCCUACCCUUUUCUAUAUACAACAAUAGUCAAAGAGUUCAUAUGGUUUUGAUUCAUCAUCACAACUGUGGCAGAGAGUAGGGUCUAAAGAACUUGCUCCAAGUUUAUGCUACACAAAUCAAUUUUGGUGUUGAAUUUAAUUUAACAAUGCAGAAUGUUGCAUUCAAGAAUAGGAGCACCCUUCUCUCUAUGCCACUAUCUCCCCUAAUAGUUUUAUUUAUUUAAAUUAAAUGUUUUGCUUUGUAACCAAAAGAAAAAAAAAAGAGAGUAGUUAUAUUUCUGCAUUUUAAGUUGUAGCCAAUCCAUUUUGGUCAAUUGUAUUGAUGGUAAUAACUUUUCAACAUUUUGUAAACUAUAGGUUGCUAUUCUUCAUUUACUUAUUUUUAAAACAAGGAGAAUGUUAACUUGUGCCCUUAA
Messenger RNA from Trifolium pratense (red clover), 2962 nucleotides. Its product is annotated as probable methyltransferase PMT2. The transcript has 7 exons. Gene Ontology annotation, molecular function: methyltransferase activity. Gene Ontology annotation, cellular component: trans-Golgi network; cytoplasm; endosome. Lineage: Eukaryota; Viridiplantae; Streptophyta; Magnoliopsida; Fabales; Fabaceae. The record is from RefSeq and is a predicted model, not a curated record. The coding region runs from base 686 to 2518 and encodes 610 amino acids.